Molecule: messenger RNA, 1155 nt
Organism: Acanthosepion pharaonis
Lineage: Eukaryota; Metazoa; Mollusca; Cephalopoda; Sepiida; Sepiidae
Source: the annotation of a GenBank genome assembly
AUGUCUAUGUGGAACCAGAUAUCUUCAAACCUGAGCGCUGGCUUGACAAUGAAGUUCGAACACAGAACAGACUUUUCACGUUUGGUGCAGGUCCACGAAGUUGCAUUGGUUACAAUCUUAAAUAUUUCUCCUUAUCUUUUAUUUUUUUCAUUGAUUUCUUUUUCUUUCUAUUUAUUUUUCUUUCUUUUUCCCUCCAUUUAUUUUUUCCUACUUUUUCCUACUGUUACUUUUCCUUCUUUUUCUUUUAUUAAUUUUUCUUUCCAUUUACCAUUUCCUUCUAUCUCUUUUCCUUCAAUUUACUUCUUUCUGUAUCUUCAAGUGGCGUGGCACCGUUUGCACUGCGCAUGUCCGGUAUUUCCGGUAGCUGCCAUCUUUUUUCCUUUGGCUGCUGCUUUAACAUCAUGUCUACGUGGAUGUGAAACAGAAAAGAAAUGCUUUAUAGAAGAAUUACCCGAUGAAACUAUGGUUGUUGGCAAGUAUAAAGUUGAAAUAUUUGACCGCAACGUAAAUGACUAUGUUCCCACUGUAUAUGGAUUGGGAAUGCAUGUGGAAAUCCGAGAUCCAGAGGACAAAGUGAUAAUGUCUCGGUUAUUUCUAACUUGCUAUUCCUUCACUAUUUACAAACCAUUCCUUGCAGGCAAGUACAAAGUUCAGGUGUAUGACCAUGCUGUCAAGGACUACAUGCCGCCUGUACAAGAUAUUGGAAUGCAUGUGGAAGUUAAAGAUCCAGACGAUAAGAUUGUACUUUCACGGACUUAUGCAGCUGAAGGCAGAUUUACUUUCACAUCUCAUUCUGCUGGUGAACAUCUUGUAUGCCUCCAUUCUAACUCCUCAGCUUGGUUCUCCAGUGGACAGUUGAGAGUUCACCUUGAUAUUCAAGUAGGAGAACAUGCAGUUGAUUAUCAACAAGUUCAGACCAAGGAUAAACUGAGCGAACUUCAGUUGCGAAUCCGGCAGUUGCUUGAUCAAGUCGAACAAAUCACCAAGGAACAAAAUUAUCAAAGGUACCGAGAAGAAAGAUUUCGCCUGACUAGUGAGAGUACUAACCAACGUGUACUGUGGUGGUCAGUAGCCCAGACAGUCAUCCUCCUCAUCACAGGAUUUUGGCAGAUGAAACACCUAAAGAGUUUCUUUGAAGCUAAGAAACUUGUGUGA